This is a messenger RNA of Anthonomus grandis grandis, 1157 nucleotides long. Its product is annotated as prostaglandin reductase 1-like. The record is from RefSeq and is a predicted model, not a curated record. Gene Ontology annotation, molecular function: 2-alkenal reductase [NAD(P)H] activity; 15-oxoprostaglandin 13-reductase [NAD(P)+] activity. Gene Ontology annotation, cellular component: cytoplasm. Gene Ontology annotation, biological process: prostaglandin metabolic process. Bases 106 to 1110 code for a protein of 334 amino acids. The transcript has 7 exons. Lineage: Eukaryota; Metazoa; Arthropoda; Insecta; Coleoptera; Curculionidae.
ACCUUCACACUGACAUUUCACAGUUGCUUCUCAAUCGCACCGGUCGUACCGCUUGACUUGUUUGUUUGCUUUUAAGUGCGUAAUUAAUUAAUUUUAUUAAACAAAAUGGUGGUUGCUAAAAAAUGGAUUUUGGCUAAACGUAGCGUGGGUUUCCCCAAGGAAACCGAUAUCGUCUUACAGGAGGAAACCUUACCUGAAUUAAAGGAUAAUGAAUUCCUGGUAGAGGCAGUCUACCUCAGCGUAGACCCAUAUAUGAGGGCCUACAUGCCAAGAAGUGAGUUAAAUACCACCAUGAUCGGAUCCCAGGUGGGCAAGAUCGUUGAAAGCAAAAAUCCAAAAUUCCCAGUUGGAAAAUACGUGGUCGGACAAUACGGUUGGAGAACUCACACGAUCGCGAGCGAUAACAGCGAUGGCGACUUUUCCGGGUUACCCACGACGAUUUUACCGGAUUUGGGAGGCUUACCUUUGUCUUUGGCCCUAGGGGUCUUGGGUAUGCCGGGAAAUACUGCUUACUUUGGCUUAUUGGAGAUAUGCAAGCCGAAAGCUGGCGAAACUGUAGUGGUAAGCGGAGCCGCCGGGGCAGUGGGAAGUAUUGUUGGUCAAAUUGCUAAAAUUAAAGGUUGCACAGUGGUCGGUAUCGCAGGAUCCGACCAAAAAGGCAAAUGGCUGACUGAGGAACUCGGUUUUGACAGUUUUAUCAACUAUAAAACCGAUAAUGUGGAGGAAGCUUUGAAGAAAGCCGCUCCCAAGGGCGUAGACUGCUAUUUCGAUAACGUGGGGGGAGAAAUCAGCACAAUCGUAAUGAACCAAAUGAACGACUUUGGUAGAGUGUCCGUAUGCGGCGCCAUCUCUUAUUACAACGAGAAAGAAAUACCUAAAGUUUCCGCACCCCAAUUCGCCAUCGUAUCGAAACAGUUGAUGGUGGAAGGGUUCAUAGUGGUACGAUGGGUGGCUAGAUGGAUGGAAGGGAUCAAACAAAACACCGAAUGGAUUAAACAAGGAAAACUGAAGUACCAUGAAACGGUCACCGAAGGUUUCGAGAAUAUGUUCAAGGCAUUCGUGGAUAUGCUCAAGGGUGGAAAUGUGGGGAAAGCGGUGGUAAAGGCUUAAGUUUAUUGUAAUUUUUUUGUUUAAUAUAAUAUACUCUUUGUACCAAA